Messenger RNA from Parnassius mnemosyne (clouded apollo), 2814 nucleotides. NCBI's taxonomy places the organism in Eukaryota, Metazoa, Arthropoda, Insecta, Lepidoptera, Papilionidae. The record is from the annotation of a GenBank genome assembly.
AUGAACGAAUCUGCAAGUGAGAUUUCUGCUGAAUCUGAAAAGCCGGUUCAAGAUAAUGUCGAAGUUAAAUUCCCGCCCUUCCCAGACCCUAAUGAUAAUGAUUUUGAUGAUGACAUUACAGAAGAAGAAAGGAAUCAUUACAAGGAUAAAUUUAAAGAUUUGAAUACCAUUAAAACUCAGAGGUUACAUUGUUCUGCUUGUGACCGACAUUUGGGAUGUGCUGCACGUAAUGAAAACCGUAUGCGAUCGCACCCCAUGCUUCGAACUCUUGUUUGCCAUUCAUGCCAUACUUUUUAUAAUAGUGGAGAAUUCGAGAAAGGUGAUGAUGGUUCGGAGCUCUAUUGUCGAUGGUGUGGUCAAGGUGGCCAAGUUUAUUGCUGUUCUGAUUGCCCCCACGUAUUUUGUGCGAGAUGUAUCAGAAGAAACUUAGGGACACCAAAAAUAAAAGAAAUUGAACAAGCAGAUGAUUGGAAAUGUUUCAAGUGCAAUCCUAAGUGUUUGUGGGAUCUCCGUGCCAUCUGCUGGGCUGUUUUGCGCUACUGUGAUCAAAAAAACAAAAUAGCAUACAACACUCAAGAUCCUGAAUUAAAAGAUGCAUAUCAAAAGGAUUGUGCACUAGAUUAUUCCGAAUGUUGUAAAAAUAAAAUAAAGAAAAGAGAGCGCUCAGAUUCCAAUAAAAAGAAAGAUUCUGAAGUAUUAACAAAGAAGUCUACGGCAUCGAUAAUUUCAAAAAUAUCCCCAGCUAUUCAGGUCAAAAAAUUUGCCUCUAUCAAUCCAGAUGACAAGCAAGAAAAAAAAGCAUUGAAAAGACCUGCAAGUCCAAUUUCAAAGACCAAAUCAAUAUUCUUAAAGAACCCCAUUGCAUUAUCUGGUCCAAAUGUUUUAAACCCUGUCAGCCUGUCCAAUGCACCGCCAAAAAAAAUACGGAUGACACCUCCUCCAAUCAUGAAUGCUAUUCGAUUUGGAAAUGAAAGAAAACCAAAUUCGCUUCCAAUUCCUCGAUUUAGACCCAAACCUCAGGGAAUCCCCAUUCUUCCACAUCAUCAGUACAAUGGCUUUAACAAUGCAAACCCCUUCAGCAAUGUGGUUCCAAAUGACAACAUCAAUUUAUCACUGGAUAAUUUGACCCAGGGCUUGGAUAUGGCGGCUGUGGCAUCGAUGUCAAACAAUAACAGUCAAGACGAUGACGUCGUUUGCACACCAGAUUUACCGUUGGAACCACUUUGCGAGGUGAUGGAAGACACCGUGGAUGAUGAUGUUCAGUGCAUGACCCCAGGACCUGUUGCAGCUCCAAAAGUUAAUUCUGUACCACCCCUUGCACCACGAACUGGUAAUAUUGCCUUGCCAGAUUUAACGCCUGAUAAUAUUGUGCAGAUGACAGAUAAUGAUGUGACUGUAAAUGCUGCUACGGGCGGAUUGAAAUUCCGUGUAGAUCCUCAGACUUUGUCAUCUAACAAAAUGUAUCGACUGCCGGACGGCCGAAUAUUUGCUAUUAACGCAAAUCCCACAAUGCCAGGUGGUUAUUCAGCAACGAUUGUAGCGGUAACUGAAAAUACACAGGGUAAAACUGCUCCCAAAGGCGCAACAUAUGCCGCAAAACUUAGUGCUGUUACUUUACCACGCUCCUCUUCGCCGCCCCCUUUGAAAACUUAUACUAACAAGAGUAAACAUACAAAUUCAAAACGUAGUAGUGCUCAAAAUUCAGCUAAAUUUAAUAGAGGAACAGAGAUGUCGAAGCGAGAAUGUGACUUAAAUGUGCCCGUUGAAUGGUAUAGAUACAAUCUAAUUGAUGCUGUAGAUGCAUUGGAAUAUUCUUUAUCGAGAUUACAUAAAUUAAAGAAGGAAGCUACAACUAUGUUUUUAAGAACACGCUCAAUAAAUGAAAUGCGAAAUUUACAUAAAACAUUAGAUCGAUUGUUAAACACAUCAGUAAGUAGAUUCAAUGAAGUAAGGGAGAAUAUCAAUAAAGAAAUGAAACAAUAUAUCGCCAAGAAAAUGGGUAUAGCUAAUAACACCAGUGAAGAAGAUGAUGACGUUGAAAUAUUGCCCAACUUAGAAGAUAAUGAUGAUCCUAUUUUCAUUGAUGAAAACUCCGUGGAGUCAAAUGUACAAGAAAACCAAGAAGUUGAUUUGACUGGAGCUACCAGUGAGCAUAACAACAGUUCCGAUAAAUCAAUAGAUAAAAACGAUAGUGUUUCAAACAACCCUAGCGAUUGUCACAAUAUGGAAACUGACGAAAUAAAUAAUAUUUCUACUGAUGAAAUAAAUAAUGUUUCUACUGAUGAAAUAAAUAAUGUUUCCACUAGUGAAAUAAAUAAUGUUUCUACUAGUGAAAUAAAUAAUGUUUCUACUAGUGAAAUAAAUAAUGUUUCUACUGGUGAAGCAAAUUAUAGUUCUACUGAUGAAAUAAAUAAAGUUUCUACAAAUGAAAUAAAUAAUGCAACAAUAAGCAACUUUAGUGCUUUUAAUGAAGAUCUCACAAGGCAAAAAACUGAUAAAGGUGAGGAGAAUGAAGAAAGUAAAAAUGAACUGUAUACCAAUGUCAAUGAAGCCGAAUGUCACAACAAGGUAAAAGAAGUAAAAUGUGAUUCAGAAGAGCCUUCCACACAUGAAGACGACAUUAAAAAAAAGAAAGAGGAAGAAGAUGAUGAUAUCAAUGAGGGCGUGAAUAAAAUCCAUUGUGAUGAAACAAUGCAAGAUUCUAAACUAACUGAAAUUGUUGAAGCUUUAGAAAAAAAUAACAGCAAUGAUGGCUUAAACAACACAGAAGAUUUAAAGACAGCUGCAGUUGUAGAAAAACUUCAUGAUUCAUAA